AUGGGGGACCUGGGAGGCACUGCCGGAACCUGCGGUACCGGGGAAGAGGAGGCACCGGCGGGAAGCACCGCUGAGGGGGCCGGGGAGGUGACCCGCGGUACGGGCCCUGGGGAGGCAUCGCAGCAACCCUUGGUACGGGGCUCCGGGGGUACCGCAGUCCGGGAGGAGCGGGAAGGCACCGGGAGGCCGAGUGGGCGCUGCAGUCCGGGGCUGUCGGCCGCUGUCCCGUCCCUCACCGCCCCGCUGUCGCCCCGCAGCACGGCGGAGCAGCCGGAGGGUCGCCAGGCCCCGCGGAGCCCCCGCGGGCAGAAGGAUUUCCUUCCCGACGGCUCGGCCCGGCAGGCCGAGAGGCUGCGGCGCUGCUGCGAGGAGCAGUGGCGGCUGCUGUGCGAGGAGCGCCCGGAGCCGAGGAAUCUGGUGAAAGCUGAGUGGAAGCCAGAGCAGGGCAUCGUGGAGCUGAAGUCCCCUGCGGGGAAGUUCUGGCACACCAUGGGGUUCUCGGAACGAGGCAAACAGUGUCUGCUGCCUGAGGAGGCUCUGUACCUGCUGGAGUGUGGCUCUGUCCAGCUCUUUUACAGAGAUGUGCCCCUGUCAAUCCAGGAAGCCUAUGAGACCCUGUUGUGCCAGGAGGCAGUGAGCCUGUCACAUUACCAGGUGUUCAGCCACUUGAAGCAGCUGGGUUAUAUUGUACUGAGAUUCGACCCCAGCACUGUCCCGUCUCCCUAUGAGAGGCAGCUGAACUUGGAAAGCCACUGCAAGAGCUCUGGGAAACACCAUCGCAAGAGGAGGAGAAGUUCCAGCCCCCGGUUGCAUGAGAAGAGACAUAAAGUAUAUGAGGACCUUCCAGAAGCUGAAGGGACCUCCCGCAAAGAUGGAGAUGACUAUGGAGACUCCAUUCCUGUGGAUGAAAAGCCCUUGUCAGUACAGCCAAAGGAAUCAGAUGCUGGCAGUGCAGAGGGAGAGUCAAUGCCAGUUCCUCUUGAUACAGAACAAAAGGACUCUCUGAGCUUCUCCAGCAGGCAGGCUGGAGACCAGAAGGAGAGCAGCACUGGCACCCAGGCACCCCGCUGGGAUUUUAGCACCAUCACGUUUCCCAACGUGGCCUCAGACCAGCCAUGCACACACCUGCCCUCCCCUGACAACAGGCUCCUGCCAGAGAACGUGCUGGGCAGGGAGCUGGAUGCAGCUGCCUGGUGCACACGGAUCAACCAGAAACAGGAGAAGCUGUCACGGAAGGAGAGGAAGCAGCGGGAGAGGGAGAGCAGGUACAAGAGCAGUGUCAAUGCUGACCAGGAGGUGAGGCAAUGCUCCAACUGGCAGGAGUACAAAGCCCUCCUGCAGCAGAGGAGACAGCAGAGAGUCUGGAAACGACCAUCACACCUCUGGGAGCAAGCUGUCACACCACUGCUGCGGCCAGAAGAAGUGACCUCACCAGCUGAGCUCCUCCAGCAGAUCAGUGUGUUGCAGCCCUCCCACAUCCUGGAUGGAGCCUCCCGGCUGCAGGAGGACCCAGAGGCCAUGAGGAUAGACUUCAACGUGUAUCAAGCAGACGCUGUGGCCAAGUUUAAGAAGACAAACCCUGGGAAGCCCCAUGUCAGGAUGUGUGUUCGGAGCUGUAGUAGACAGAGCAAGGAAGGUGGUAAUGCAGUUUUACCAAGCUUUGAUGAGCAGAUCCCAUCCCUGCGGGCUUUGAAGCAGGUGACGUAUCUGAGUGGGGACGUCCCUCUGGUCUUUGCACUGGUGGAUCAUGGAGAAAUCACCUUCUAUUCACUGAAGGAGUUCAAGCUUCCUGUUGAUGUUAAUCACUGAAGUUGCUGUCACUUGCAGAAAUGGGAUAAAGGGAAGAGCUUUACUCAGGAGUUGUUUUCCUGGUCAAUGAAAUAUUACAGAAAACAGAGCCUGUGAUAAUUGGAACCUUGGGAAGUUGACCACUUUAUUGGCUGUUCACAGCCAGACUUCAUCCACCCAGAUGGCUCAGUCAUAAUGUGUAAUUUACAGCACACAAGUGUGCUUGGCUUAGCUGGGCAUUUCUGGGCUGAAGAACACACUACUUUGUUCUUGAAGCCACUGGCUCUCCAGCUUUUCCACCUCACAGACCACCAGCCUGCCUUUCCCGAGUCAUCUUUUGCUGACUGUGGACCAUUAGAAAACACUUUGCUGGUGAUCCUUUUGUCACAUGUAAAGAACCACUGUGCUACACCAAUGGAGUGGUUGGAGUGCCACUGAAGUCAGUCAGGGACAGAAUAAGCUGAUCAGUGCUGGUGGCCUGAGCCUCUUGUCAUUCAGCUGUGCCAACGAGCAUCAGAUCAGAGUCUGAUCUGAAAAACUGCACAGCCAUAAACUCAGUCACCUGGAGGAAAGUUUCCAGACACUUGAGAGCAGAAAACUGUGCCUUGAACACAAUUUCAUCAGCCAGAGGUCACAGAAAGCCCCAGAGCAUUGCCGAUGGGAGCUUGGCCUCCUGCAGCAGCUGUGCUGAGAUGCAUUUUGCCCACACAGUGUUAAGCCAUGCUAAAAUGUGACCACCGCUAUCAGCACACUGCAUCUGACAGUUUCACCAGGGCUGAACUGUAGCCCCUCUCUUUCAGCCCAACAUCCUCUUUCCUGGCUGUGGAUCCUUGUUAUUUCUCUUGCAUGUGGGAGGUCCCUGAGUAAAGAAAAAAAGCUACAAAUUCCUCAUGAGCCUCCCAAUCUUCUCUCCACCAGGAUAUCUCGGUAGCAGAUUUGCUUUAGCCUCUAUGCCAAAAGUGCCAGGUGCCAGCAGGUCUGCUCAGUGGGUGGAAGUGAGCUAAGCAUGGCUGUGUUUGAUAUCAAAGUUUUCAGAGCUGUAAUAGCAACUGGUUUAGAUGUGUUUUAUUUGAUAUUUUUAAAAUUUCUUUUGGAGAUGUGUAGAAGGGUAAGCAAUAAAAAAA
Molecule: messenger RNA, 2912 nt
Organism: Oenanthe melanoleuca
Lineage: Eukaryota; Metazoa; Chordata; Aves; Passeriformes; Muscicapidae
Gene: TSEN54
Product: tRNA splicing endonuclease subunit 54
Biological process (GO): tRNA-type intron splice site recognition and cleavage
Cellular component (GO): tRNA-intron endonuclease complex
Source: RefSeq, a predicted model, not a curated record